GGGUGGAGAGAAAAGAAGCUACGUGAGUAAAUUCUGAAGAAAGAGCUCCUCGAGAUAGUUCCUACCUCGCAUACGAAGGAUGUUGUGCUUACUAUAACUUCUAAGCUUUCUCAUCUGUACACUACAGCAUAACGUUCGCAGAAAUGUCCUCACAAAGCCCUCUUGAAGUCUACGAAUCGGCGAUGACGAAUGAAAAGAGGCCAUGCAGAGAGCUAGCAAGUUUCGAAGCGCAACCGCCCUUGUCUGCCUCGCUCGCAUCAUGCGGCUACGGGAUCGUGUCGGGGAGGUUACGCUCCAACGCUGAGAAUGCGCUUCGACCAAUGCUACUAUCUUGCGGAAUUAUAAUCAAUAAUUCGAAAUUCGUCGAAAUUCGCUCUGAAGGUGUAUCAGAGGAUGAUGAUGCCGCUUAUGUCAACUGGUUCGACCCAGAUCACGGACUCAUAAUCUGUAGUGAGAACUACAAGUCGAGAGAUCGACACACUGGGGCCAAGAUGAUUUGGCCGUCAAAUGUUCUCUGGCAAACCUGGAAAAGCACCGCUUUGGAAGCCGGAAAGCGGGCUUCAGACCUUCGUGCAAUCGUUCGUCAGACAAUCAUCAAUGAAGAAUCAAAAAUUGCCAUAUGGCAAGCUUCAAAGCAUUCGUCGUUCUCAAGAAUCGAGAACCAUGACCACGUCGAGUACACCAGCCUAGACAAUGGCUUUUAUGCCAUCUUGGGUACUCCAACGGAGCCAGCACGAUGCGGAUGCUUCAUGACCACAAACAGAAUUGAGUCACCCCAUCGUCGAGAAGGUUCUGGUUUUCGGGAACGAAACCCUUGAGAUGGAAACGCCAGAGACUCGCAGCAUUGCAAUCAUCCUUUCCGAUCGUCGAAGCCCUCCGUCCCUCCGUCCCAUUCCCGUUUCGUGAUGAAUAAUGCGAGAUGUUGUCGCAUGCUGUUUUGGAAUGAGCAUCCACCAGCCAAGACACUACAACUCGUCGACAGCAGAGCAAAGGGAAUUCUAUAAGCAGAUGUAUGCUGCCGUACUGCCGAGCGUCAGGAUUCAAGCUCAUCGGAGGGCCUGGCGGAGGUGGCACCAAGCAAAGAUAUCAGAAUACCCGGUGGCACCUUCGUGCCACUACACCCACAUGUGGCUAAACUACCUAAU
Messenger RNA from Alternaria alternata, 1145 nucleotides. RefSeq lists its product as hypothetical. Bases 144 to 818 code for a protein of 224 amino acids. The transcript has 2 exons. NCBI's taxonomy places the organism in Eukaryota, Fungi, Ascomycota, Dothideomycetes, Pleosporales, Pleosporaceae. The record is from RefSeq and is a predicted model, not a curated record.